AUACCGGUCAUAAAGUGUUAAGUUUACUUUCACUCAUGAAACGGUCGGCAUGAUAUGCUUAAGAAAUACUUGGCGGCGGUAAGGUCAGUCCAGUUAGAGCCGUACCCAUAACCAUACCGCAUACCAGAUUUGGUGCCUAGUGCUUGCUCACAUGUGCGUCGUUUUCGGCCCCGGUCAAACAGUUCUUCGCGAUUAACACCAGCAAGUUUUAUACUUUAGUGGCACGAUUUACCAGAAAAAAACACAUACAGAAUGUUGGCCAGAAACAGUUUGCUGUUUCUCGUCUGCGUCGUCUUCGUUGCCUCCAACAAGCUCAACAUUUCCUAUCAGUGGAAAGUCUUGGACUUUGACUAUGGAAGCGUGGAAAAGCGAGAAGAAGCCAUAGCGGACAAGUCCUUUAUUCCCGAGAAUAAUCUUCCAUUGGGGCUGGAAGUUUACAAGAACAGGAUUUUUGUCACAGUUCCGCGAUGGAAAGCCGGUGUGGCCGCUUCAUUGGCUUAUAUCGAUAGAACAAAGGAUCCGAUGGAUUCUCCGCUACUGAAGCCUUACCCCAACUGGGAUGCUCACCGAUCAUUUUCCGAUGAUUCGCCUGAGAUCGUCUCGCCCUUUAGAAUUCGCGCGGAUCAAUGCGGAAGAUUGUGGGUUUUAGAUACCGGCAUUGAAGGCAUUCUAGAAGAAAGUGCCAAGGCUUUAAAGAAUACCACUCUGAUGAUUUAUGACCUGCACAACGAUGAAUUGGAGCGCAGUUUCGAACUUCCUUACGAUCAAAUGACUGAAAAUUCGCUUUUUGCCAAUAUUGCCGUGGAAGAUGAAGAUUGCGAAAACACUUUUGCGUAUCUGGCCGAUUUAGGCGGGCCAGCCUUAGUUGUGUACUCCUGGAAGCAGAACCGUAGCUGGAAAAUCAAGCACAACUACUUCCACAUCCAGCCUGUAGCUGGCGACAUGACAGUGGCUGGAAUCAACUUUCAAUGGACCGAUGGAGUGUUUGGGCUGGCGCUGCGGCCGGAAAAAGACGGUUUCAGUACCCUGUUCUUCCACCCAAUGACCAGCUUUGAUGAGUUUUCCGUCAGCACCCGGAUCCUGCGAGAUGAAGCUUUGGCGACUAACAAAAGCGCCUACUAUGAGUUUAAAUAUUUAGGAAGCCGCGGCCCGAAGAGCCAAAGUGGGGCCUCGUUUUUGGACAAGAAAACCGGAGUUUUGUUCUACGCCCUCAUGCAGCUGAACGCUAUCGCUUGCUGGAGAACCACCAAUCCUUCUUACACCAUGGAGUCGCAAGGCCGAGUCUACAUGAGCAAUGUUACGAUGGUUUUCCCCAACGACGUGAAAGUGGACAAUGAGAGCAACGUGUGGGUGCUCUCAGAUCGAUUGCCUCAGUACAUGUACAGCUCUUUGGAUUACAAUGAUGUUAACUUUCGAAUACUCUCUGCUAAAGUGGGGGAGGCCAUCAAAGGAACCGCGUGUGCUUCCAAGUUGGUUAAAGAUCCAGACAUAAUGAACAAAAUUGCCACGAAAUUCCUUGGCGGAGACAAAAUCAAACCUGGCGCCUCUAUGGGAGUGUCCACUCGCCCUGUAUAUUUAGUGGGCUUGCUUGGACUUGUGCUUUCGCGGUGGGUCUGAAGACAAUUUGCCCCGACAGAUUUGAUGGUUUGAUUUAAAUUUUGAGAGCUAACUGUAGUAAUGCACUCAGGUAACUGAACCCCAAAGAACUGUUGUUUUAUGGUUUAGGAGCAACAUAAAAUAUUAUUUCGUUCUGAAAAUUUUUCUCUAUUAUCCAAACAGUUAAUUUGCAAAAAAAUUGUAGUAGUACUUAUAGUAUUUAUCUAAUUUAUUUCCGCUAAGUCCUUGCGAGUGCCAAUAGUCUUAAGAUCACGUAACCCUACAAUUCAACUUUCCGUAAGGCUAAUUGUACAUUUGUAUUAUUGUAAAUAAUAUACGAUUUAUAUGCUUGUUUCCUAUUUGGUUUGGCGGUACUUAAAAUUGUGUCAUGUUAUUUUGUAAAUAUGUGUUUAGCUUGUACUUAUGUAGCUAUGUAAUGUAGACGUUUUAAAUAAAAAUUAAAUAUUAACGAUAA
This is a messenger RNA of Dendroctonus ponderosae (mountain pine beetle), 2071 nucleotides long. RefSeq names its product protein yellow. Bases 253 to 1617 code for a protein of 454 amino acids. Gene Ontology annotation, cellular component: extracellular region. The record is from RefSeq and is a predicted model, not a curated record. Lineage: Eukaryota; Metazoa; Arthropoda; Insecta; Coleoptera; Curculionidae. The transcript has 6 exons.